AUGGCCAACUUCAAGGGUCAGACUAGCGACCUUGCGCCCUUCCUUGGCGCCAGCAUGGUUGCCAAGCCCAUCUUCAACGAGACGCAGGGCAAGCACUCAAUCUCGAAGGCCGACUACAACGCCCACGGUCCCUCGGCCAUCUAUGGCGUGUGGCAGGACUAG
This is a messenger RNA of Trichosporon asahii var. asahii CBS 2479, 162 nucleotides long. Its product is annotated as RNA polymerase II transcription factor. The transcript has a single exon. The record is from RefSeq and is a predicted model, not a curated record. Lineage: Eukaryota; Fungi; Basidiomycota; Tremellomycetes; Trichosporonales; Trichosporonaceae. The coding region runs from base 1 to 162 and encodes 53 amino acids.